Messenger RNA from Arabidopsis lyrata subsp. lyrata, 978 nucleotides. RefSeq names its product RNA-binding protein FUS. The transcript is spliced from 5 exons. The record is from RefSeq and is a predicted model, not a curated record. The coding region runs from base 145 to 639 and encodes 164 amino acids. Gene Ontology annotation, molecular function: mRNA binding. Gene Ontology annotation, cellular component: cytoplasm. NCBI's taxonomy places the organism in Eukaryota, Viridiplantae, Streptophyta, Magnoliopsida, Brassicales, Brassicaceae.
AAGCCUUGUGUCUUGAUUUCUUUCACUAAACUCAUAUAAUCACAUACCUCUCCAAGUUCAUCAAGCCACGAGCAAUUGGCAAAUAAUACGUUAUACGUGAUGAAUAUAAAAAUAAUAUAAACGCACGCAUACAAGAACUGAAGAAUGAACAGACCCGGAGAUUGGAACUGCAGGUCAUGCAACCACCUCAACUUCCAGCGCCGUGACUCUUGCCAGCGAUGCGGUGACUCUCGUUCCGGCCCUGGUGGAGUCGGUGGCUUAGACUUCGGUGGUUUCGGCGGCAGAGCCAUGUCUGCUUUCGGAUUUACCACCGGCUCCGACGUUCGUCCCGGUGAUUGGUACUGCACCGUUGGAAACUGCGGGACACACAAUUUCGCUAGUCGCUCCACUUGCUUCAAAUGCGGCACUUUCAAGGACGAGACAGGCGCUGGAGGCGGAGGCGGUGGCAUCGGCGGUCCGGCCAUGUUUGACGCCGACGUUAUGCGGUCUAGAGUCCCCAGUAACGGUGGUCGCUCUAGCUGGAAAUCCGGCGACUGGAUUUGCACUAGGAUUGGUUGCAAUGAGCAUAAUUUUGCAAGCAGAAUAGAAUGCUUCAGAUGCAAUGCACCAAGGGACUUCAGCAACAGAACCUCUUUCUAAGUUAUACAAAAUGCUUUUGAAGUUGCCUUGUGUCCAAUUUCUUAGCACCGUUUGGAUCAAUGGAAAGGAGAAGCAGGAGCAAAAGAGAAUUAAAAGAUGAUAAUUUUGUUAGAUGUUGCAAUGAGAUCCAAUAUUGUAACUUUAGCUGUCGUGCUUUUGGAUGUAUUAUCCAUUUUUAUUAUAUUUCUUUUCUUUUCUUUUCCUUAAUUCGUAAUUUUUCUUUUGCAGUUUCUUUUUAAGAGUUUUAUUAUUCUAAUCAUUGUACGCUGCAUGUCUUUCUUAAAAGAAGAUUCUCUUCUCAAUUUCAUCGCUUUAUACAUGAGUUGCUACUUUUUUUUU